AUGAUCUCCAAGCAGUUCAGCGCACAGGAUAUAUUGAAAAUGGAAUUCUACAGGGAUUCUAGCUGGGUGCUCGAGUAUAUUGAGCAGGAAUUUAGUAAAAAUAGCAGGAUUUCAGGGUCAUUACAGACACUGGUGUUGCGGAGCUGCAAAAGAUAUAAGUUGAAGACGAAUCCGAAGCAUAUAUAUGCUAUAGUUUCAUCAUGCUGGAAGUAUAAGAUGUAUCUGGAGAAGAUAAUUAAAAACAGUGGUCUUUUAGCAGAUGUUCCGCUGAAGAAGGGAGAACCAGUUUUCUCGAAGACGACUAUAAUGCUGUUGGUGCAUGACCUGCUUUUGUCCAAAAACAAGAGGAUACAUAUGGGGAAGCAUCCUAUCAAAGCAUUUGUAUUAAAGCGUCAGGUUAGGUUGAGUGGUGAGUUUAAGAAGAUGUUGGUUAAGCUGAAGGUGAAGAGUCUUUCUGAAUUGGUUGAGGACAAUGAUGCAGAUAUGAGCCCUGUACGGUGGAUACGUAUUAAUCCCUUUCGGUGCCAGGGGAAGGUGGAUGAUGUCUUGAAGGAACUUAGAAAGAAGUUUCCCAAACAAGUAGACGAUUGGACGCAGAUAGUUCCGGGUAGUAUUUACCGCGAUGAAUAUAUCCCAAAUUUGUAUGGCGUUCAUCCUUCCGAUAAGAUCACAUCUCAUGAAUUGUACAAACGAGGUAAAAUUAUUAUUCAGGAUAGGGCAUCUUGCUUUCCAGCCUAUAUCUUAAAUCCAACACCACAUGAUGUUGUGAUUGAUGCGUGCUCUGCUCCUGGUAACAAGACGACACACAUUGCAGCGCAUAUAUUCCCAGAUGGCAAUGCUUCGGAUGUUAAGAUUUAUGCAUUUGAGAGAGAUGCCAAACGUGCGGAGAUAUUAGAAAAGAUGGUAACGUCUGCAGGCUGCGAAAGUUGUAUACAGAUUUCAGUUGGAGAUUUUACGCAGCUUGCUAAACCGCAAAUGUUCAAGGACGUGACCGGUUUUAUACUAGAUCCAAGCUGUUCAGGAAGUGGUAUAUUUGGACGUCAAUCUGUGGAUCUGGCCAAUAAAAGUAAGCUCGCUGAAAAGGUGCCCAAUGAAGUGUUCGAGGAGCAAGAUCCUAAAGAAAUGGAACAAAAUGAACUUUACAAAACCAGGUUGGCAAAGUUAUCUUCAUUCCAGUUUCAAAUUGUAAAGCACGCCAUGAGCUUCCCAAAUGCUAAGAAGUUAGUAUAUAGUACGUGUUCCAUACAUGCUGAAGAAAAUGAACGAGUCGUGAUUGAUCUGCUUUUAGACCAGAACAUAAAACAGUAUGGCUGGAAGGUCGCAAAGCGUGAUUCCGUCAUUCCUGCUUGGCAGAGACGCGGAAUAUUGUCAGAAUUUGAAGAGGUGUUUCCACAUGAACAAGCUCAGGAACUUGCAGAUGGCUGCAUUAGAGCCUUGCCUAAAGAAGAUGGUGGUAUUGGCUUCUUUGCCGUUUGUUUCGAACGUGAAUGA
Messenger RNA from Eremothecium cymbalariae DBVPG#7215, 1491 nucleotides. RefSeq names its product rRNA (cytosine-C5-)-methyltransferase RCM1 (gene RCM1). The coding region runs from base 1 to 1491 and encodes 496 amino acids. The transcript has a single exon. Gene Ontology annotation, molecular function: methyltransferase activity. Gene Ontology annotation, biological process: rRNA base methylation. Gene Ontology annotation, cellular component: nucleolus. The record is from RefSeq and is a predicted model, not a curated record. Lineage: Eukaryota; Fungi; Ascomycota; Saccharomycetes; Saccharomycetales; Saccharomycetaceae.